Messenger RNA from Linepithema humile (Argentine ant), 3352 nucleotides. Its product is annotated as galactoside alpha-(1,2)-fucosyltransferase 2-like. Gene Ontology annotation, molecular function: galactoside 2-alpha-L-fucosyltransferase activity. The record is from RefSeq and is a predicted model, not a curated record. Gene Ontology annotation, cellular component: membrane. Gene Ontology annotation, biological process: carbohydrate metabolic process. NCBI's taxonomy places the organism in Eukaryota, Metazoa, Arthropoda, Insecta, Hymenoptera, Formicidae.
UGUAGGAGUGACGUCACGACGUUCACUGAGACAACAUCCCCUGGGAGGAUGGCGGCUCACCCUCGUACAAGCCGGACAGCGCACGGAAAUAUUUCGAACGUCGUCGUGUCAUAGAAGAGGCGAGAAGGAGACACGGCAAAUCGACGUGAACAGAACGUUGUGUGAAGGUUGCCGUGAACACGGCGUUGCGCUUCAACGAGACGACGCCCGUGUUGCAGGACGGAGACGGCGACGGCGGCGGUGACCACCACCAGGGUGCAACAAGCGUCCGCGGAUCUCACGCCGGGUAAACAUGAGUGAGCUAAACUCGCGAUUAGCUGCUAGGCUCGUCCUGUGCAUCGUGAAUCGCGCAGAGUUCGCUGGAACGGGUGAGUGAAGCUCUUUUCAUGAGAUGUACGUCGGAAAGCAAAGGACAUGGCACACCUGUAGAUACGAAAUGCCGGACUAGCGUGCGCACGAGAGAGCGAGUUGCCGACCAGUAGAGGCAGAGCAAGCAAGAAGCGCAGAGCAGAGUAGUGAAGAAAGGGUAGAAAGCAAGUACGUAGAGAACGAGCGAGCAAGCAAGCAAGAGAAAGAACGAUUUAGCAAAGCAUCCCCGUCGCUCGAACUCGCGGAGAGAAUGAGUCACGCUCAACAGCAUGUGCUUGCGAGCGCGAUAGUACUCGCGCUGUUAGUGGUAUUCGGCAUCCACGUCUUCCUGUUUCCCAUGUACACGUCGACCCCGCCGGCGCGCCACACGAAGAUCUCCGUGUACGAGCAGGCACUCUGUCGCACGACCCUGAAGAACAACAUCCGAAUACCGGCGCCGGAGUGGCGCAACAGCCCUUGUCCCAAAUACGGAAUAGUUUCGGCAGUACAAGGUGGCAGACUGGGCAAUCAGAUCUGGGAGUAUGCGUCCGUAUGGGCAACAGCGCGGAGAACCGGCCUGGAGCCGUACAUGCCGCGCUGCAUCCUCAAAACUCUGGAGGAACAUUUCGAGAACCUAAGCAUCCCGCCGCUUAGCUACAUCGGCAAGUGCACGCUGGACGUCAGCCAGAUAGUUAAUUCGCUUGGCCAAUGGAACAGCACGGAACAGAAUAUCAUUAUACCAAGACACGCGGCUUACUGGUCUUUGAUUCUGGUCUGGCUGGAUGACGUACGACGGGAAUUCACGUUUAAGCCGAGUCUAAGGGUCUAUGCGGAAAAAGUAUUGAGACGCGUGGCAGAGAAAUUUAAUCUGUCCUCGCCGACCUACGUCAGCGUACACGUGCGCAGAACCGAUUACGUGGAUUAUCUCUGGCAAAAAUUAAAAACACGACCCGCACCGGUAAGUUACUACCUGUCGGCGAUGGAUUACUUCGCUGACAAAUAUAGUAACGUAGUCUUUGUAGUAACAAGCGAUAAUAUCGCCUGGUGCAAGUAUAACUUGCGCAGUAAGCGUCACAGAAUUAGUUUCGUGUCGGACAAUGACGGCAAAGGCCCCGGAAAAGAUCUGGCGGUCUUGUCCGCGUGCAAUCACAGCAUAAUAGAUUACGGCACUUACGGCUCGUUCGGAGCCAUUUUGGCUGCCGGCGAAACCGUAGUUUACAAUGUAACAACAUACUUUUCUACGUUGAUCGCAGACGUUCUACCAAACUGGAGAAUAAUGAGUUGAACGAGAAAUCAAAUAACGCGAAAUUAACAAUUAACGUAUUUACGUUGUAUCAUCUCUUGUAAUACGUAAUUUUUUCAAAUGACGCGACAAAUUAUAUAUUCUUGAAAAUUUUUUAUUAAUUUAUAAUAAGACAAUUUCUGAAAACUUCCUUUUAACACCAAUAAAAUACCAAAAUUUGCAAUUCAAUGUUUUUAAACUAUUUUACAUAUUUUUAUCAGGCGAAAAAUGUAUAAAAACUACGCAGAUAAUCAUAGUAUACUAUUUAUUUUAAUACCUAUGCAAGUAUGAUAAUUUUUAACUACUUGAAAGUGUAUCUUGCCUUUUUCCUGCUUAGAUAAAAAAAAAUACUCACUUUUUCCUUUUAUUUAUCGUUCAACUGUAUGAACAUCUAAAUGAAAGUAUGUUGCUACAUCAUGUUAAAUUUUAUAUGUGUAACGACGUAAAUGCAUCAUUGUCAAAAUGUUAACAGUAUUAUGCAUAUAUUACGCUCUUGUUUAAAUUUAGUGUGUGCACACAAACUAGGAAUCGAUGCACCUGUAAAUGUAGCGAGCAAACUUUUCAACAAACUCGAGGAAAAGGUUUACAAUGAAACAAUGGACCAUUAAUAUCUAAAAUUAAAACAGAUGCUUAUUUUUUCUACGACUCUGAUACAAACUCGAGACGGCCGUAAAAUUUAAUAAAAAGGGAAAAAAGUGUAGAGAUCAGAUAUCUUUUCCGAAUAAGGUGGUAACCAAACGAGCCUAAUUCAAAAAACACGCAUAUGAAUAAAUUCUAAAUUUUGCAGUGCUCAUAAUUGUGUCUGGUAAUCUUCAACUUUCGCGUGAUCUUUUCCAAAAACUGGAUUUUCCCCGAUAUUAGUUCGUAAUUUAUAUAGUUUUCUAUAACGUAGCCUAGCAGGGUUUCAAGUUGAUUGUGUUUUACACGUUUCAAUGUGUAUUUCAUAUCGUAGAAGAGCGUGUAAUAUAUACUUCACAAAAAAUACGAAACCGACGUAUUGACAACCAUCUGUAAAUCUUAUGAUGUACAAUGAUUUCAACUGUGAUUCUAUUUCUUAUUGUGCCAAAAUUCUCUUAAUAUACACAUAAGCAUAUAAAAAUAUAUAUGUAUAUAUAUAUACAACACACAUCUAUAUAUGUAUUAUAAAAUUAUAUCUAUACAAAGCGUUGUAUAAUAUUUACAAAUCUGUGAGCAAAUGAUAAAUUAUUUCUUCACACUUAAUCGUUAAGUAUUACCAAAAAAAAGUUUACUACUUAUUACGCGAGAGAUGGAUGGAGAAGUAUUUUACAUAAAGCCAGUGUUUGAAAUUUAUUAACCAUGUGACCUGAUGUAUUUGACUUACAGUGUUUUACAAUCUAGACUAGUCAGUGUGUCUAAUAUCUAUGUGUUAAUAUCUAUAUAUGAAUGUAUCUUCAAUGUAUUUGUGCCUGUCAGUUGUUAGAUAUCUAUGAAAUGUUGAAACGUUAUGCGAUUAAUAAUAGAAUUACAAUAGAAAUGUAUGACCCGUGCGUGAUAUCAGAUUUCUCAUUGCCAACAGUAACUACGACAAGAUUAGAAACAAAAGUUAAAUGUUAAAUAAUUGCUGAGACUAUACAACUUCCAGGCAUCGAUACGACCUACUCUAUACAUUCUCUGUGAUAAUUUUAUGUAAUUUUUGAGGACGUAAAGCGUAAGCUGAAAUGUAUUCGUUUUACAGAAUAAAAAUACUCUGUGUCAAAAUUA